AUGGCUGACUUAAGACAGCGCAAAGAGGAUUUUGUAACGGGCUUGACCGGCGGCACAAUUGAAGAAAUCAAUUGGGUAACAUCUGUGGCUAUUUGCUCAUACAUUUGCUGGAAUUUAGUAAGAUCAUCAAUUAAGAACGGAAUCGCAAACUCCGUUGUCGACUUCUUUUUUAAUUGGUGCGGAAUCCUCCUCGCACUUACCACAUAUGCAAAUAAUCCUGGGGCCCUAAAUGUGCUGUUACUGGGUCCCUGCCUGGCAAUUUGGAUUUUGAUGAAGAAAUCAUCAAGAGCGAGCAUGACGAAGUUCGAACCCAGAGAGACCAGGCAUUCGCGCCAAGAUGAUAGCAACACCACACUUGUGAAACGCCCAUUCAUUACCGUCUACCGCGGGAGUAUGAUGGUAAUUACCGUCUUGGCCAUACUUGCUGUGGAUUUUCAAAUCUUUCCGCGUAGAUUCGCUAAAGUGGAAACAUGGGGCACUUCAAUCAUGGAUCUUGGGGUGGGAUCUUUUGUGUUUAGUAACGGUGUGGUGUCCUCUAGAUCGAUUUUGAAAAAUGAGCUAAGCGUUCACAAAGCAAAAUCACUCAAAAAGGCUAUUAGCGCCUUAAGGUCAAGUGGUAGCAUACUAUUUCUGGGCUUACUACGACUCUUUUUUGUGAAAAACCUUGAAUAUCAGGAGCAUGUCUCCGAAUAUGGAGUACAUUGGAAUUUUUUUAUCACGCUGGCCCUAGUACCAUUGGUUAUGGUGCCUGUUGAUCAACUUUCACCAUAUGUACCCCGAAUUGUGGUGGCAUUGACAAUGUCUGUCAUCUACGAAUUAUUUUUGGUAUUCAAGAAAGGGUUCAUUACUUUCUUAGUGAGCGGACCUCGUAAUACUUUCCUCGAGGCAAAUCGAGAGGGAAUAUUCUCAUUUAUUGGCUAUUGUGCGAUAUUUUUGUGGGGCCAAACAACUGGCUUUUACGUUUUGGGCAAUAUUCCUACCAAAAAUAAUCUGUACAAACCUUCGUCACAACCAAUAAGUAAACUUAAGACACCAAGUGGAUGGGAUAAGCUGACCUCGACAUCGCCUUUAAGCGGGCUGCUGAUUUGGUCCUUUAUAUCAAUACUCCUUUCUCAAAUCGCUUUCGCUUGGGAUCCCCUCAAUAUCUCGAGGAGGUUUGCAAAUCUUCCCUACGUACUUUGGGUUGUGUCGUACAACAUCAGCGCUCUAACACUAUACUGCAUUGUUGAUGUGUUUUUCGGUAACACGCCCAAAAACUAUCAAACUCCUCCAUCUUUAGAGGCCCUAAACUCGAAUGGUUUACUUUUAUUUCUUGUUGCAAAUGUAUCAACGGGUUUAGUUAAUAUGGCCAUGCCUACUAUCGAUGCUUCCCCAUUACAGGCAUUUCUGGUCUUACUAGCAUAUUCCAUCUUUUUGGCUUUGACUGCUGGCGUAAUGUUCAAGAAACGGAUUUUUAUAAAGCUGUGA
Lachancea dasiensis is the source of this 1467-nucleotide messenger RNA. The record is from the annotation of a GenBank genome assembly. NCBI's taxonomy places the organism in Eukaryota, Fungi, Ascomycota, Saccharomycetes, Saccharomycetales, Saccharomycetaceae.